This is a messenger RNA of Volvox carteri f. nagariensis, 1371 nucleotides long. RefSeq lists its product as uncharacterized. NCBI's taxonomy places the organism in Eukaryota, Viridiplantae, Chlorophyta, Chlorophyceae, Chlamydomonadales, Volvocaceae. The transcript is spliced from 7 exons. The coding region runs from base 1 to 1371 and encodes 456 amino acids. The record is from RefSeq and is a predicted model, not a curated record.
AUGAUUCUGACGCCGCGGGUUGGCGGAAGCUGCUGCUCGACGGAACAGCUGCCGUGGGCUGUAGCUGAAAUGGCGGCAGCGGACGCGCGCUUGCUCUUGAUGGUGCGUGAGGCCAAGGGGGACGAGGGGGGUGAGGAGGUGGAGGCGGUCAACGGUCAGCAGGAGGAGGUCAUAGGGCCCUUAUCGGAGAUCGCGGCGAUCCUCCUAGCGGAAGGUAUUUCACCGGUAGUGCUGCAGCAAAUGCUGCCGCCAGGCCAGCCCGGGUCGCCGCCGCCGCCGCCGCUGCCGCCGCCGCUAUCACCACGGCAGCUGCAGGAGGGAGUUUCAUUCCCCACGGUUCCCCAAGUACCAGAGGAGGCGCGGCAGUGGCAGCCGCCGCUACCACUGCUGCCGUACGCCGCGGCAGCGGAUGGUGCUGUACAGCCGGCGGCGGCAAUCCCGGCGUACGACGGUCAAUGGGUUGCGCUACCAGGCUGUGCACCGCCGCCACCACGGCGGCCGGGGGGAAGCGCCGGCAGCGGCCGGGCCGCCGCCAAGCGGGGACCAUCAUCGGCGACUGCGGGUUCCAUGUACGACAAUGACUGGGCUCCCGCCAGCUCAGGCAGGUGUACGGCGUCUGCUGUCGCUACGGAUGUCACACAUCGCCGCCCCUCGAGCAAGCGUCGUCGUAAAAAUGACGGUACGUUCAAACCGUCCAAACCGGCGCUGGCGAAUGUGCAGCAUAUACCGGCCGUACAGCCCGCGUCGUCGUCGCCGACGCUCGUACAACCCCUACCGUCGGCAUGCAGCCUCCACCGCGCCGUACAGCCUCCGCCUCCGCCGGCGUCGAGGGCUCGUUUCUCCGUGCUUGGCCGUGACCUCCCGAAUGAGUACAGGUGGCGCAAGUACGGCGAAAAAUGGAUCGAUGGCAUGUGCCGCUCGUACUUCCGGCUAGCCACCGAAAGACUGAAAAAGACCUUCCGGGCGUGUGGCGCUGACCAUCCAUUCUUCGUGAGCAAGGACCCGGGUGACCGGGAGCCCAACGAGUCAUAUCCCGGGCUGGGCUGGGUGGCUGCUGGUGCAGUGGCCGGGGUUGCUGUGUCUUUAUCGGGGAUCCACCGCUCUCACAGCUUCGAGCCGGCAGCCGGGCUGGUAACGCCAUGCAGCAUCUUAAGGGUUGUGCCAGGGUCGCGGACCUGGGUGCUGGGGUUGACGGGUCGAGGGCGCAGAGCUCUCGUGCAGCGGCAGCAGCGGCAGCAGCAGGGGGCUGAGGCCUUCCCCCGGCGGAUUGCAGCCAGCAGCUAUCCCCCCAUCAUCAUCUGGACGUGGCUACGGAACUCCCAAGAGUGGCAGAUGGUGGUGAUGGUGGUGGUGGUGGUGGUGGUGAAAUGA